Messenger RNA from Chanos chanos (milkfish), 2973 nucleotides. It is a transcript of the gene cog1, whose product is annotated as component of oligomeric golgi complex 1. The coding region runs from base 13 to 2973 and encodes 986 amino acids. NCBI's taxonomy places the organism in Eukaryota, Metazoa, Chordata, Actinopteri, Gonorynchiformes, Chanidae. Gene Ontology annotation, biological process: intra-Golgi vesicle-mediated transport. The transcript has 14 exons. The record is from RefSeq and is a predicted model, not a curated record. Gene Ontology annotation, cellular component: COG complex; Golgi apparatus.
UCUGAUGGUGAUAUGGCUGUGGUACCAGCCCAGGCUCUUCGGGUCUCCGAAAUUAAAGACCCGACGCUCUUGUUCGAGCGCUAUAACACAGAGGAAAUACGGACAAUCGAGCGAAAAGUACGCGGAGAAAUAGAACAGAAGAAGGAGGAACUUCGGCAGAUGGUGGGGGAGCGCUACCGGGACUUGAUUGAUGCUGCUGACACAAUUGGUGAUAUGAGACAGUGUUCCGAAAGUGUGGUGCAGUCUAUACAAGACAUGUAUCGGUACUGUCACAAGUUAAAACAGGGGAAAAACACGCUACAAACAAACACCAAAGAUGAGGUAAUAUGCCCUCCCCGCAAACAGGAUUUUCAGAAACAUUCCCAGGAGAAAUUCUACACCAUGUCCUCUCAGAUCAAGCUGCUUUUGGAGAUACCUGAACAGAUCUGGAGCGCAGUGGAGUCCUCCCAGUACCUGCAGGCCACGCAGCUCUACCUGCUCUGCUGCCACCUGCACAGCCAGCUGCACCUGGACGGAGCUGGUCCCCAGUACAGCCCGGUCCUCGCCCGCUUCCCCAUCCUGGUGCGGCAGGUGGCCGCUGCCGGGAACUUCAGGUCCACUAUCUUGCUGGACAGUAAGUCGGUCCUUCGGGGCAGGGCCGUAUCGGAUCAGGCAAUAGCUGAAGCUCUGGUCUCCACCAUGCUGCUGGAGGACAGCUCUCCCCGCCAGGCUCUGGCCGACUUCCUGCUGGCCAGAAAAGCCUCCAUUCAGCACCUCCUCAACCAGCCUCAGCAUGGUGCGGGCAUCAAGGCCCAGGUGUGUUCUCUGGUUGAGCUCCUGGUCACCACUCUGUACCAGGCCUAUGCCCUGUUCUACGUGCCUCCGCAGGGCAAAGUGGCUGACCCAGGUCUGGGCUGUGGUCUUCUCUUCACCACCCUGGAGAACGUGACCUCCACCUCCUCGUCUGCUGGGAAAGGCAAGAAGGUUCUUAAUGAGGAGAUGAGCACGGGGAGUUGGUUGAAACAUCUCCCUCCGUCGGUGGUCAACUUUCAGCCCGCCCUGCGUACCCUGGCCCAGCCCAUCCAGACGGAGCAGCUCAGAGACACACUACAGCAGUGGAUCCAUACCUGUAAAGAGGAUAUUCGCAGCAGCGUGAGCAGUUUGCUGGUGUAUGUGAAGACCCUGAAGGGUCUGGCUGCUAUCAGAGACGCCGUGUGGGAGCUACUGACCAGCGAGUCCAUUAGCCAGCACUGGGUGAUGGUGUGUCAGCGUCUGCUGGAGCGACCGCUCUCCCUGUGGGAUGACCUCCUGCAGCAGCUCUUCCUACAGCGGCUUCAGGCGAUCACUAAGGAGGGGACUGAGGGGAUCUCCAGUAGCUGCAGACAGCUCCUCUCCUCCGCCCUGCGGGAUCUGGAGCCGACGUCGGGAACGCUGAACAGGGGGGUACAGUUUGAGAACGAUGUGGCGGCGUUCCUCUGGUCCGAGUCACAGGGGGACCUGCUGAACGACACGGCCUGGGUGGGCGUGGCCCACCGUAACACGCAGCAGAAGAGCGGCCUGUCCAUGAAGACCCAGGCGCUCACGCCCUGCGUCCAGACCUUCUGCACCGCGCUCGACUCCAAGCUCAAAGCCCAGCUGGAGGACCUGCUGCAUUACCUGCCUUCUGACGAACCAGGCAAGGAGCCCUCAGAAAACCCUCCUCUGGCCAGGGGGUCCUCCUCUUUCAACCGCUUCACCGACGCCGGGGCGGUGGAGGACACGCUGAGAGAGCACUGUCUGACCUGCGUGCGGGACAUCUUGGCCUGCGUGCGCUCCGAACUGGCCGGCAUCCAGAGCGACCCCAACCUGUCCAGCCGACUUGGCUCCGUGCUCUUCAUGGCCAGACUGUGUCAGUCUGUGGGUGAGCUGUGCCCGAACCUGAGGCAUUGCAUUCUGGGUAAGCAGGGGAGCGUGGAGUCCGUGAGCAGGGGGACGCCACGGCAGGGGAAGAAGCUGGGCAAAGGGGGCGUGGCCAAGGCGGCCGAAAUGAGCCCCGCCCAGGCCAAAUGGUCGGGUCUUGUGGAGGAGCUCCUGUCCUGCAGCAUGGAGGCCUAUCAGAUAUGGAGCUCUGCACUGUCCAAGGCCCUCGUGGAAGGAUUUGCGGCUACUCUCCACGCUGACUCGGCCGGUUCCAUUCUCAGCUCCACCACUAACUGGGAGGAGCUGGAGAUUCAGGAGGAGGCGGAGUCGGGCAGCAGCAUCAUGUCCAAAAUACGUCUUCCAGCGCAGCCCUCAUGGUACGUUCAGUCUUUGCUCUUCCAUCUGUGCCUUCAAGUGAAUCGCGUUGGGGGCCACGCUUUGCCCAGAGUCACUCUCCUGAAACUGCUGAGGAGCUGUCUGGAGCAGGUCGCCAGAGAGUACGAGACACUCGCGCAUGAUGCACAGAGCACGGAGGGGUCUUUCCCCGUGACUCAGAAUCGAGCUCUGCAGCUGCUGUUUGACCUUCGGUACCUCAGUUCUACUCUGGGGGCCCGUCUGGAGGAGGGAAAGACUUCCCGGUCCCAACAGGACCCAAGGAUUCAGCAGGUGUGUGAUGCUUUGGAGAGUUACAUCGACCCAUUUGACCUGGACGUCUUCACCCCUCCUCUCAACAACAAUCUGAACCGCCUGUCUCAGAGAACCUCUGUGCUUUUGGGCCUGCUGACCGGCACAGAGAAGCAGUUUACCUCCAGGAGCAACACCGGCACUUCCCAGGAACCAUACAACAUCCUGCCGUUGGCCAGCAGCCAGAUCAGAUUCGGCCUCUUGCCUCUGAGUAUGAACAGUUCCCGUAAAGCCAAGUCAGCCACGCGGCCUGCAGACGGCACCCGCCCCAUGAUGGCUCCCUCAUCUGCUCCCAGCCCAGAGGAUGCGUUCCGCCCAGGAAACCUGUUUAGGCAGUUAGCCAAUCAGGAGGAGGAACCCGCUGCCCCGUCUCUCUUUAAACUAGGGUGGCUCUCAGGCAUGGCCAAAUGA